AUGGGUGGCUUAGGUUCAAGAUUUCAAACGGAAGGUUAUAGAUUUCCAAAGCCAUUGAUCAAUAUUGUUGGACGACCAAUGCUGUUCUUCUUGUUGGAUCGACUAAAAUUAGAGCCAGAGGAUAAACUAUUUAUUGCAUUAUCACAAGGUAUUGAAGAUGAAUUUCAAGUUGGUGCACAAAUAAAAAAAAUGGAUUCUGUGGAUUUAUCACGAAAAACGAUCUCCUUGGACUGUGAUACUAUUUACUUCUCCGAUAUAUUAGGCACAUUUCGUGCAUCUGAAAGCUCAUGCUGUUUUUAUUUCGAAGACAGAGGGACUAAACCUGUUUUCUCAUACUUGGACAUGAGCGAAGAUAAUGUUGUCCACGCUGUAAAAGAGAAAGUGCCUAUUUCAACGCACGCAAAUACUGGAGCUUAUGGAUUUUCUUCUGGAAACUCACUUCUUUCCAGUUGCAUUCGUGUGUUAGACGUUGGGGUAGACACGAGUGGUGAAUAUUAUAUUAGUAGUGUUAUUACUCAGAUGCUAUCAGAAGGUGCAGUUAUGGCAGAUGUUGCACUGGUUACAUUCGACAAUAUGAAAAAAUUUGGCAUCCCAUACGACGAAGUUUACUUUGGUAAACCAUGGGCUGAUGUUUAUGUAGAUGAUAAAGCUGUUCAUGCCAUGCUGGACACAGAAAAAAUAGCUGGUGAAGUUUAUUUUUAUGAGCAUAUGCCAAAAGAAAUAAAACAUUUCUUCCCACAUAUUACUGAAUCAGUUAAGAAUGAAGCCACGUCUACUUAUACAAUCACUAUGGAUAAAAUUGAGGGAGUUACAUUCUCUCACCUUGCCACAUCUAGAUGUCUAACAAAAGGUCGAUUUAUAAAAUUAUUAGAAGCUCUGCGAUUUAUCCACUCGAGUCAAGCGAGUCUCGAAGGUGACGAAAAAUUAACAGAAAUGAAAACAGCUUGUAUUUAUGCUAAUGGUGCUAGUAAAGUUCGUGUAAGACUACAGCAACAUAAAGCAUUGUAUGAACAGCUUGACAGUGAUGUGGAUCUGACAGUAAAAGGAAUUUUAAACUCUUUGGAUGCAUACGAACAAGCUGAUGCUGGUGUUAGAGCGGCGGUUGUACAUGGUGAUCCCGUUUUUAGUAAUGUGUUAUUAGAAAAAGGUGGUGAGAUUCGACUGAUUGAUAUGCGUGGUAUGUUGGGCGAUGUAGUAACAACGUGUGGCGAUGCUCUCUACGACAUUGCAAAAGUUUUUCAAUCCUUGUGUGGUUAUGAUUUCGUAUUACUAGAUUUACCGAUGGCAUCGAAAGAUGUUGAAAUUCUUGCAGAAUUAAAAGAAAUUUUAAGAUCAUUUGUACAAGCUCAUUAUAAUAUUCGCACUUUUCGAGAUGUAGAGAUUUUGACUGCUUCCUUGUUUUUCAGUUUAAUACCUUUGCAUGAUCGACCGAAUCACCAGAAGGCGUUUUACUCUAUGGCUAGAGGACUAAUCUUCCCCCUCGAAACACUAAAUCAUGCUAAGAAUUUGACGAAAAGUCGAUAUGGAUCAGGAGAUCAAUAG
This is a messenger RNA of Didymodactylos carnosus, 1542 nucleotides long. Lineage: Eukaryota; Metazoa; Rotifera; Eurotatoria; Philodinida; Philodinidae. The record is from the annotation of a GenBank genome assembly.